ACUCAUCAGUUAACGGGCCUCACUUUCUUAUUUUCGUCGUAGAUCCGCCCUCUGGCCCUCUUUCCUCUCCGUUCUAAAAACAAGGGAACUCCAGAUCAAACACCACCCCCAAAAAAUGAGAACCGGAAUUUUCAAGUUUCCCGCGAAGGCGAAGACCCGUCUUUACCUCGUAGCAUGCGCUGGCGCAGGCACGGCCACGGCCACCGGCAUUUCCUUGGCUGCCUUCAACCCAAAUUCCCCCUCACUUUCCUACGAUUCCUUCCUUCGUUCCUCCAUUUUUCCCGAGAAAAUUCAGACGGCAUUCCAUGGCGUCAUUCGCUCUUCUCGUGCAAUCUACACCAUAGCUUACACUGUUGUCGAUUACAAAUAUUCUUUACACGGGCUUCCAGUAGACUCUCACGAGUACCUUCAAAAACUAAGUGAGGUCCAUUCACGCUCGGCCAAGAGAAUUCGGAAUCUAUGUGAAGCAAACAAAGGAUUCUAUGUCAAAGCUGGUCAGUUUGUUGCUGCUCUGCCGCAGGUUCCAAAAGAGUACUCAUCAACUCUUUCUUCAUUACAGGAUCAGACAGCGCCUUGUGAUUUCAAAGCUAUAAAAAAAGUACUAAUCAGCAAUCUGGGACAGGAUUUGUCUGGAAUAUUUUUGUCGCUUGAUGAACGGCCAAUAGCCGCUGCAUCUAUUGCUCAAGUGCACCGUGGGACAUUGAAAGAUCAGCAAGAAGUUGCAAUUAAGGUGCAAUACCCUGGGUUAGAGAACCAGAUGAAAUUGGACACAAGUAUUAUGUCUUUCCUUUCAAAAUGCACUGAAUGGUUUUUCCCUGAAUACAGGUUUGAGUGGCUAGUAUCAGAAUUUGUGGAGGCUAUUUCUUUCGAACUUGACUUCAUUCAGGAAGCAAGAAAUUCAGAGAGAACUGCCAAAAACUUCAAAAGCAAUGACAUGGUCCGGGUUCCUCAUAUAUUUUGGGAGUUAACAACAAGACAGGUUCUGACAAUGGAAUUUUGUAGGGGUCGCAAGGUUGAUGCCGUGGAAUUUCUUAAAGAAAUGGGAAUCAACCCGAUAAAGGUUGCAAAAGCACUGGUGGAAGUAUACGCUGAAAUGAUAUUUAUCCAUGGUUUUGUACAUGGAGAUCCCCACCCGGGUAAUAUAUUAGUUUCUCCUGAAGGCCGGUAUGGAUUUUCUUUGGUUCUUUUAGAUCAUGGAAUCUACAAACAACUCGACGAGGGAUUUAGAUUGGACUACUGUGAGCUUUGGAAGGCUUUAAUUCUUCUCGACUCCAAAAAAAUACAACAACUAGGCGAGUGUUUUGGUGUUGGAAAGUACGCUAGGUACUUCCCUCUCAUUUUCACUGGAAGAACUAUUGACAGUAAAUCACCGCUCGGGAGGGGAAUGUCUAGCGACGAGAAAAGGAAUUUAAAGCAGGAGUUGGGGUCUCUGCAGAUGGAGGACAUAUCUUCCUUUAUGGAAUCUUUGCCUCCAGAGUUCUUAGUUAUAUUGCGAACAGAUGGGCUAUUGAGGUCUAUCCUUCGCAAGUUGGGUGCUUCUCAACGGGUUAGGUUGCUAGCCUAUGCCAAAUAUGCAUUAUAUGGUCUUUCUCCGAGGUCGAAUCCUCAAUCUGAUUUUCCUAUAAAAGCUGUAUUAUCCAGAUUGAAGACGAACAUUAGUUAUCUUCAUUUAAGGCUUGUUCUCGAAGUACUGGAGCUGCUUUCUUGGAUGGGAAAGAUCAGGCGUUUACUUUACACCUUAACUGAAAGGUUUGUUGGUGGAAUUAGGAGUAUCCUAACGCUGUCUUUGAGUAAUUAAUAUCCUUUCUAUUUGUGCCCCUGGAAUUUCUGUCAUCUUUGCUGCUACUUGCUCCUCAAUCUUAAGAGGAGCUUAGGGGAAGAUCUCCGUCUGAGGGUACUCUGAAGCACCUGCUGUUCCUGUUUUACUUUUGGCAGACUGGCGUUUAAACUCUUUAGUGUCUGGAUGCAUGCGAUAAAACACAUUCUUUUCUGGUUAGGCAUCAAUAAGAAUUUGAGUGGCAUUUUUAUUGUCAUCUUUCAACGGAGUCCCUUUGUUGGGUCAUAUUUGUUAGUUGAAGUUAGAGGGCGAAAUCAUGUGAUUUUCGUACACUCUGUACACUGAUGUAGUUUUACAUUUUAAUGUCGGAAAAACCAAAUAUAGGAUAUUACCAUCUCAA
This is a messenger RNA of Carya illinoinensis, 2177 nucleotides long. RefSeq names its product aarF domain-containing protein kinase 1. The transcript has 16 exons. The record is from RefSeq and is a predicted model, not a curated record. Lineage: Eukaryota; Viridiplantae; Streptophyta; Magnoliopsida; Fagales; Juglandaceae. Bases 116 to 1798 code for a protein of 560 amino acids.